Messenger RNA from Sorex fumeus (smoky shrew), 1086 nucleotides. Its product is annotated as transcriptional regulatory protein AlgP-like. The transcript has 6 exons. Gene Ontology annotation, cellular component: nucleus; cytoplasm; microtubule plus-end. The record is from RefSeq and is a predicted model, not a curated record. Gene Ontology annotation, biological process: positive regulation of microtubule polymerization; cytoplasmic microtubule organization. Gene Ontology annotation, molecular function: microtubule plus-end binding. Bases 1 to 1086 code for a protein of 361 amino acids. Lineage: Eukaryota; Metazoa; Chordata; Mammalia; Eulipotyphla; Soricidae.
AUGCGGCUGCGCUGGCCUGGCCCACUGGAGGUGACGACGAGCCCGAGGGCCGACCUGGAAUCUGUUGAUAAGUUACAUCAAAAAGAAGAACAGUUUAAGGCGCUGUCUUCUGAACUGGAGAAGUUGCGAGGAAGUCGAACAGAUAUGGAGGCCAAAUUCAAAGAGAGAGAUGUGCGAGAAGAGCAGUCGACGAAGGCAAAGGCCAAGGUGGAAAACGACAUCGCGGACAUCGUGAAAAUGUCCGGGGAAAACUCGUCACAGCUGACGAGAAUGAAUGAUGAACUACGCCUGCAGGAGAAGUGGGUGUGUCGGGCUGCUUUUCCGGAAGGUUCUGUGGUGAUGCCUGCAACCGCGAGUCACCCUCCCAGAAUUCUGUCUGAGGCCCUCUCUGAGAUCUCUCAGGCUCCUUCAUGGACCCUCAACAGAGCGGCCAGCCUGCCCCUGCUGGGCACGGCGUCGGAGUUUUCCGCAGAGAGUGCCGACUCGCGGGCCGGGCUGACGUGUUUAAGGGGAACCGGGGCCGGGGGCGCUGCGGCCCGGGCUGCCUUGGCCGCCUUCCCGCGACCGCCCGGAGGCCACCUGGGCCGCGCUUUAAGACCUACCCCUGCGGGGCCGAGUCCCUUUCCGCGCGAACACGCCCUGGCUUCCAGCGCAGGGGCCCUGGCCGCCACUCAAGCGCGCCCCGCCUAUCGCAGCCCCCGGCCGGCUCGGCCCGCCUCUCCCGCGCUCCGCCCGGCCAAUAGGAGCUCGGAUCGCUUCCGUGCCCCUCCCCCUUGCGGCCGGCUUCCGUGCCUGCCCGCUCGAAAGCACUCACGUGUAUCCGGGAGCCCAAGGGCUGCCUUUCGGUCGCCCCUCAGCGAGCCGGCUGAGCCCCGGUGCCUCGCCUGGGAAGUGGUUGCCCCCGCUGCCCGUGAACCCGGGAAUGAUCCCCUGCGGCCGGCUUUCGCAUUGCCCCUGGCAGCGGGCGAAAUGCUGAGCGGCUGCGCCCCCUGCCGGAUUAUGAGCGCGCCCCGCCGCCGGCUGUUGGCGCGGUGCCUCUGCGGCUGUCAGCUUGGCCCCGGCCCAGGUCCUGCCCCGCGCCUGUGA